ACAAAUGUCAUUGUUCUAUCGCCCGUUCCUUCAGCGGCGUUCGUUCGUGUAUCCAUUCGCUGCCCUACGAAUCUGCGAUGGCGUUGCCGUCCCGCUCCUCCCUCUCCUCUGCUUCACUCAAGGAGACUUUGGGCGACCUCGAUCGCGACUCCUACGUCGCUCUCCUCUCCAAGAUCAUCGGCGAGGCGCGCCACGUCCAGAACAACCCCCCAGACCUGAUCCCCAAGGAGGACCGCGUCGCUCGCCACGUCCUCGAUGUCCUCCUCCCACUUAGCACCACCACCGGCGGCGGCCCCCUCAUCGUCUCCCAUGUCUCCUACGUCGAGGGCCGCGGUAACAUAAUCGUCGAGUACCCUGGCACUGAACCUGCCCGCAUCCUCUCCUUCGUCGGCUGCCACAUGGACGUCGUCACAGCUGACCCCAACGAUUGGGAGUUCGAUCCCUUCUCCCUGAGCGUGGAUGGGGAUAAGCUUCGGGGGCGGGGAACCACCGAUUGCCUUGGGCAUGUGGCGCUGGUGACGGAGCUGAUGAAAAGGAUCGGAGAGAGGAAGCCCAAACUCAAGAACACGGUGAUCGCUGUGUUCAUUGCCAACGAGGAGAACUCAUCGGUGUUGGGAGUCGGUGUCGAUGCCCUCGUUAAAGACGGUCUGCUUGAUAAGCUAAAGGCCGGACCUUUGUUUUGGAUUGACACAGCGGAUAAGCAACCUUGUAUUGGUACCGGGGGCAUGAUAGCAUGGAAACUCCGUGCUACUGGAAAACUUUUCCAUAGCGGUCUUCCUCACAAGGCGAUCAAUCCGCUAGAGUUAUCCAUGGAAGCACUUAAAGAAAUUCAAUCGAGGUUUUACAGAGACUUCCCUGCACAUCCAAAGGAAGAGGUCUAUGGCUUUGCCACGCCUUCUACUAUGAAACCAACCCAAUGGAGUUAUCCUGGAGGUGGAAUCAAUCAGAUUCCAGCUGAAUGUACAAUAUCAGGGGAUGUAAGGGUAACUCCUUUCUACAGUGUUGAGAACGUAAUCAAGAAAUUAGAGGAGUAUGUAGAUGACAUAAAUGCCAAUAUAGAGAAGCUAGGCACUCGUGGUCCUGUGUCUAAAUAUGUUCUUCCAGAUGAGAACUUGAGGGGAAGGCUUACAAUAACUUUUGAUGAAGCUAUGACAUCAGGGGUUGCUUGUAAUCUUGAUUCUCGUGGCUUUCAUGUCUUGUGCAAAGCAACUGAGGAAGUUGUUGGGCAUGUGAAGCCAUACUCGAUCACUGGAAGUCUGCCACUGAUUAGAGAAUUACAGGAUGAAGGUUUUGAUGUUCAAACGGCUGGCUAUGGGAUAAUGGCAACGUACCAUGCCCGGAACGAGUACUGCCUGUUUUCUGAUAUGCGCCAAGGUUUUGGUGUCUUUGUGAGCAUCAUCUUGCAGUUGGAAGCAGAUUGUGAUUAGAAACAUCCACCUUUUCUAUUCUCAAUUCUUCUUCAAGCAAUGAUGGACGUUUAUUAAAUUCAGAAUGAACUUCUCCAUCUGAAAGAUACUGCAGAAAUAAGAUUGUCCUGAACAUUUGACUUUAAUAACUCAAAAAAAUGAGAUACCUGUAUGGUAAUAUUAACUACUAAUAGUUUGAUACCCUGUUCUUGGAUCUCAUUAGAACAAUUAAAGUGGACCUGUUAUGUUUGUUUC
This is a messenger RNA of Zingiber officinale, 1661 nucleotides long. RefSeq names its product acetylornithine deacetylase-like. The record is from RefSeq and is a predicted model, not a curated record. The transcript has 10 exons. Gene Ontology annotation, molecular function: hydrolase activity. Lineage: Eukaryota; Viridiplantae; Streptophyta; Magnoliopsida; Zingiberales; Zingiberaceae. Bases 78 to 1427 code for a protein of 449 amino acids.